Molecule: messenger RNA, 2659 nt
Organism: Galeopterus variegatus (Sunda flying lemur)
Lineage: Eukaryota; Metazoa; Chordata; Mammalia; Dermoptera; Cynocephalidae
Gene: FBLIM1
Product: filamin binding LIM protein 1
Exons: 9
Coding region: 68-1291 (407 amino acids)
Biological process (GO): cell-cell adhesion
Cellular component (GO): stress fiber; focal adhesion
Molecular function (GO): filamin binding
Source: RefSeq, a predicted model, not a curated record
GGGUAACCAUGGCACCCAAGGCCUCCUGACUCUUAGAUUCCAGGACCAAACCAGCCCCCUCCGUCGCAUGGCCAGCAGAGCUGGCCUGAACCUCGGGGACUUUGGCUCUCCCAAGAGAACCCGGAUCCUAGCCCCACCAGGAGCCGAAGCAAUGGCCUCAAAGCCUGAGAAGAGGGUCGCCUCGUCUGUCUUUAUCACCCUGACACCCCCGCGCCGUGAUGUGGCCGUGGAAGAGGAAGUAAGGCAAGCGGCUUGUGAGGCCCAGCGUGGCCACCCCUGGGAAUCACCUGCCCCCAUGAAGGCACCUGGGGCUGGCUCAGUGGGGAGGCCCAGCCCCUGGAUGCCACCUGGCAGGGUUGCAGCCACAGUGCCAGCUGUGCCACCUCAGCUCUCCAAUGGAGGAUGCUCCCCCCCUCCUCCCACCCUGGCCGGCGAGGACUCACUUGCCGACCUGGACCUCCUCCCACCACCUCCGCCGCCCCCACCGGCAUACCUGCCUCUUCCUGAUGAGGCACCCCCUCCCUCGAUGGGGGCGUCACUCAUUUCAGACUUGGAGCAGUUGCACCUGCCGCCACCCCCACCCCCACCACAGGUCCCAGAAGAGGGACCUCCAGCCCAGUCUCAGCCCAAUCAUCUCAGGCCCAUGAAGGAGGAGCUGCCGCCUCCCCCAGAAGAGCCUGUCGGCUUCCCUGAGAGAGAGGCAUCCACAGAUGUCUGUGCCUUCUGCCACAAGACUGUGUCCCCCCGAGAGCUGGCCGUGGAGGCCAUGAAGAGGCAGUACCACGCCCAGUGCUUCACCUGCCGUACCUGCCGCCGCCAGCUGGCCGGGCAGAGCUUCUACCAGAAGGAUGGGCGGCCCCUCUGCGAACCCUGCUACCAGGACACCCUGGAGAAAUGUGGCAAGUGUGGCGAGGUGGUCCGGGAGCACAUCAUCAGGGCCCUGGGCCAGGCCUUCCACCCCACCUGCUUCACGUGCGUGACCUGUGCCCGGUGCAUUGGGGAUGAGAGCUUUGCCCUGGACAGCCAGAACGAGGUGUACUGCCUGGAUGACUUCUAUAGGAAAUUCGCCCCCGUGUGCAGCAUCUGUGAGAAUCCCAUCAUCCCCCGGGAUGGGAAGGAUGCCUUCAAAAUCGAGUGCAUGGGAAGAAACUUCCACGAAAACUGCUACAGGUGCGAGGACUGCAGGAUCCUCCUGUCUGUCGAGCCCACGGACCAAGGCUGCUACCCACUGAACGACCGUCUCUUCUGCAAGCCAUGCCACGUGAAGCGCAGCGCUGCAGGGAGCUGCUGAGGCCACCUGCCAGCCCCGGCCGAUCCUCCCUGACCCAGCUUCCCUUCCUGACCUACUCCUGCACGUUUUCCGUCUGAGCCUCAAUGGACACCAGCCUGCAGCUCUGCCCAGUGUGUCUGGGACGCAGGGGGCCGAGCCACCUGGGCUGACCUCCACCCAGCUCAGAGGAGGGUGGCUGGUGGAUAGCACCCCAGACUUCCAACUCCUCUUUCUGCCCCUGGGCAUUGGAAGGCUCCUGGACCAUGAGUGUCAUGCCUGGAGUUCCUUCUGGCCUUUCUUGAGCACUGGCCUGACCCAUAUCGGGGGAUGAGUCUUCAGAUGGCACCUGUGUCCCCAGCACUAACACUUUAGCUGUCUGUCUAGUGGGGGGUGCUGAGACCAGUCCUGGCUUGCAGGGCUGAGCUGUCUGAGGAGAAACUCCAAGGUCCCUUAAAAAGUGCUUUCUGAAGAUUUUGAUGUUUAAGUGAUGGGAAACAAAAUCCUUUGGAUUUGGGGGAGAGAAAUCUUAAUAGCAAACAUCUCCCCUUGGUCCAUACAUGUACAAGAAUGUGACCUAGUGGUGGCGUGGCCAUGGACUUCCCAGCUCUGGGACGAGUCAUGCUGAAGUGGGGCUUGGCUCAGGACCAGGACAAGAGGGUGGUCUGCAGACACGCGAGACGUCAGCACCUGCUCCACCUGCCUUCUGGCGCCGCCUCCUAUGCGCCACAGCAAGGUGACAGACGUGGAUUGAGUGACUGUUGUAUGCACGGGCUGAGUAUUUCCUGUAGCCUUGACUGGGACCAUGCACAUACCACCCCCCGACACACACACACUCCUCUAGGACGGUGCCAGGGCAGGUGUCCAUUCAGCCCCUUCGUUGUGUCCCCCAAGUCCCACUCAGGCCCCCUAGCCCAGGCUUCCCAUAGCCACUGCCUCCACAAGGCCACGCCUAGAAGAUUCUUCUUUGUUUUGAAGGAAAAUCACUUUUGUGGCUUCAUAACUCCUAAGACAUUUUGUAGGACAUGAGCAAAUUCAACAAAGUGUUCCCCCUGGGGGCUUCUCGAUGUACCACGUGCUCCUGCGGGAACCCCACAGCUCCAAGCACUGGGUGGGAUCCCUGGAGAUCCUCGAGGGGCUUCAGACCAGAGCACGGCUUCUUGCCCUAAGCUUAGAGCAGCAAGUUUCAAACGUCAGCAUUCACAUGUCCCCUCCACGACUUUUACGAUAACCGAGGACCUCUUGUUCUCCUUUCCUUUAAAUCAACAUACUAGUUUUACUCACUUUCAGUUUUAGCCUGUGCCAAGCAGUGUAUCCAUGCAGUCACGUGUUGAUGCACUAGUUAGGUUUUUCCUCUUAUACAUGAAAAUAAAUGUGUAACUAUUAGAAGUC